This is a messenger RNA of Medicago truncatula (barrel medic), 945 nucleotides long. Its product is annotated as probable pectinesterase 29. The coding region runs from base 1 to 945 and encodes 314 amino acids. Gene Ontology annotation, biological process: cell wall modification; pectin catabolic process. Lineage: Eukaryota; Viridiplantae; Streptophyta; Magnoliopsida; Fabales; Fabaceae. The transcript has 5 exons. Gene Ontology annotation, molecular function: pectinesterase activity. The record is from RefSeq and is a predicted model, not a curated record.
AUGGAUGUUUCUCUACCAUACAAGAAAAUAGGUUACUCUACCAAGAAAAUAACAGUUGAUCCCAAGGGGCACCAUGGAUGUUUCUCUACCAUACAAUCUGCUAUUGAUUCCAUACCUUCAAACAAUAGGUAUUGGACUUCCAUCAAUAUUAAAGAAGGCAUCUACAGGGAGAAGUUGAAGAUUCCUUAUGAUAAACCCUACAUUAUUAUACAAGGAGCGGGGAUGAGCAAGACAAUAGUUGAAUGGAAUGACCAUGCAACUACUUUACAGAGCCCUACGUUCUUCACCAUGGCUGACAAUAUUGUGGUCAGGUUUAUUAGCUUUAGGAAUUCAUACAAUAAUCCAAGAAAUAGUAACCCAUGGGCCCCUGCCGUAGCUGCGAUGGUAAGUGGUGACAAGACUUACUUCUAUAAUGUCGGCUUCUUUGGUUUUCAAGACACUUUGUGGGAUGAUCAAGGAAGACAUUACUACAAGAAUUGUUUGAUUCAAGGUGCUGUUGAUUUCAUAUUUGGUGCUGGCCAGUCUAUAUAUGAGGAGUGUUCUAUAUCUGUAAUUGCUUCUGCUCUAGGUCAAGGGAUUGCUGGUUUUAUUACAGCACAAGGGAGAACAGGUGAAAAUGAUGCAAAUGGUUUUGUUUUUAAGAAUUGUAAUGUGUAUGGAGAUGGAACAACAUACUUGGGAAGACCAUGGAGAGCUUAUGCUAGAGUUCUAUUCUACAAUACCAAUAUGUCCGACAUUGUAGUACCUACUGGUUGGGCGCCAUGGUAUUUCGCCGAUCACGAGAACUACAUACAAUUUGCAGAGUAUGGAAAUAUUGGAGCUGGUUCUAAAACAAACAAACGAGUGAAAUGGUUGAAGAAGUUGGAUUGGACAACCGUUAAUAUAAUGGCGAGUGACAGUUUUGUUGAUAAUGAAGGAUGGCUUAAGAUAGCUUCAGAAAUUUAG